Striga hermonthica is the source of this 2160-nucleotide messenger RNA. The record is from the annotation of a GenBank genome assembly. Lineage: Eukaryota; Viridiplantae; Streptophyta; Magnoliopsida; Lamiales; Orobanchaceae.
AUGAAAUGGAGACAGAGCAACAAACAAGCGUUGGAUAUCCAAAAGGAAAGCAAACAGAAAUCUUAUGUCUCCCAUGAAAUCAUUUCAAGAUUAAACGACCAAACUGAUAUUUAUAUGGUUAACAGCCUUCUGGAGACGUUAAAAGAAUUUGCUAGCCAAGGUCACUUGUCCAAAGCCUUCAGGAUUUUUUCGCUCAUUCAAGGCCAUGCAUUAGCAUCUUCCUCUUGUGAGUCUAUUGCUGGUUCAUUGUCAUCCCUGCUGUUAUCUUGUACCAAUCACAAGUUGCUUCCUCAAGGUAAACAGCUCCAUGCCCAGGUUAUUACCUGGGGUCUUCAAAAUAACCGUGCAUUGGUCCCAAAACUAGUUUCCUACUAUACGGCUUUCGGUUUUCUUGAUGAUGCUCAUUUCAUAGCUGCGGGCUCGAACAUUUUGCAUCCUUUACCUUGGAAUGUCCUUAUUUCAUCAUAUGUCAAUAGAGGACAUUUUGAGGAAGCUAUAUUUGCCUAUAAACAAAUGGUUCACAAGGGAGUAAGGCCCGAUCAUUUCACCUACCCGUCCGUUCUCAAAGCGUGUGCCGAGCAAUCUACUCUUGAUUUCGGAAGAGAAGUUCACAAAUCUAUUGAUGCUAGCUCUCUCAGGUGGGACUUGUUUGUGCAGAAUUCAUUGGUAUCCAUGUAUGCAAAGUGUGGGGAUCUCGAAACCUCCCGAAGUAUUUUCGAAAAAAUGCCGACUAGGGACCAAGUGUCGUGGAACUCAAUAAUCUCAGGAUAUGCCUCUAGAGCUUCGUGGGACGAGGCUUUCAAGCUUUUCGAAAGGAUGAGAGCAGCACGUAUGGAAAUAAACAUCAUAACAUGGAACACCGUGGCUGUAGGUUGCUUGAAGACGGGCAAUUUCAAGGGGGCUCUCGAAUUGAUCUGUCAGAUUAGAGAAACUGUUGGGCAUCUUGAUCCUGUGGCGGUUAUAAUUGGCUUGAAUGCGUGCUCUCAUAUUCGUGCUCUGCGGCUAGGAAGAGAACUUCAUGGAUUGGCCGUUCGAAAUGCUUCCAUUGACUAUGAUAAUGUGAAAAACGCACUGAUUACCAUGUAUUCCAGGUGUGGCUACCUUUCGUAUGCGCAUAUUAUGUUCAGAUUGUCCGAAACUAAAAGCAUAGUUACCUGGAAUUCGAUCAUCUCCGGCUUUGCACAGUGGGAACGGCCCGAAGAAGCCAUGUAUCUCUUUAAAGAACUGUUGCUUGCUGGCAUUAAACCGAAUUUCGUGACUCUUGCAGGGAUUCUACCCCUUUGUGCCAGGGUGGCGAAUCUGAGACAUGGGAAAGAGUUCCACUGCUACAUUUGCAGGCGUGAAGAAUUUCAGAGUCACCUGUUGCUUUGGAAUUCUCUUAUAGAUAUGUAUGCAAGAUCGGGUAAAGUUUUAACGGCCCGAAAAUUGUUCGAUUUGCUCGAGAACAAAGAUGCAGUUUCUUACACGUCGAUAAUAGCUGGGUACGGCAUGCAAGGCAAUGGUAAAGUUGCUGUUAAGUUAUUUGAACAAAUGAUAAGAUCCGGAAUAAAGCCCGAUCGAGUGGCAAUGGUUGCUAUUUUGUCAGGUUGUAGCCAUUCAGGCCUUGUGGCUCAAGGCCAAUUGUUCUUCGAAAAAAUGGUGACUGUUUUCAGCAUAAAUCCCGAUCUGGAGCAUUAUUCUUGCAUGGCUGAUCUAUAUGGGAGGGCCAGCUUGCUGAGGAAGGCAAAAGAUAUUAUCCUAGGGAUGCCUUACGAGCCAACACCUGAAAUGUGGGCCACGCUCAUCGGGGCAUGUAGAAUCCAUGGGGACACUAAUAUUGGGGAAUGGGCUGCCGAGAAGCUUCUAGAAAUGAGGCCCCAGAAUUCGGGUUAUUAUGUGUUGAUUGCAAACAUGUAUGCUGCUGCCGGUUGCUGGGGUAAAUUGGCAAAAGUGAGAAGCUUUAUGCGGGAUUUGGGCGUGAGGAAAGAUCCCGGUUGUGCCUCGGUUGAUACUGGAGAUGGGUUCGAGCCAUUUAUGGUCGAGGAUAGUUCAAACAGUCAAGCGGAUGAGUUAUACUCCUUGCUGGGCGGGCUGACUAAGCAAAUGAGAAACAUUGAUCGUGUAGUUCAUGAUAACUUUGUAGCUGAAGGAGAAAAUUUGACCGGGAUUUUUGAGACGUAA